AUGAUAGAUAACCCACCUUAUAGUAUUGAUCAAUUAAGCACCUUAAACCCCAGCUCUUCAAAUUCCGUAGAAAUUCCGAAAAUUACGGAAUUUAGAUAUCUCAAUCUUAUCGGCACCAAUAGAAUAAAUUCCAUUUCCAACGAUCAUCAUCAAUUCAAUGAAACAAUUCUAUUGACACAGCUCUAUCCUCCAGUUAUAACCUCUAUCCAGUACUCGGUCCUGGUCAUCAAGCACCCUCUGUUUAAAUUUCGCAAGCACUCAACGGUCGCCGAUCUUGAAGUAAAGAAAAACAACGAUGAGGAAGUCAUUAAAGACGCACUCAAUAUACAGGCUAAUCGAAGUUUAAAAAAUUUUCAAUAA
Molecule: messenger RNA, 360 nt
Organism: Yamadazyma jaroonii
Lineage: Eukaryota; Fungi; Ascomycota; Pichiomycetes; Serinales; Debaryomycetaceae
Source: the annotation of a GenBank genome assembly